Rhizophagus irregularis DAOM 181602=DAOM 197198 is the source of this 351-nucleotide messenger RNA. RefSeq lists its product as uncharacterized. NCBI's taxonomy places the organism in Eukaryota, Fungi, Glomeromycota, Glomeromycetes, Glomerales, Glomeraceae. The record is from RefSeq and is a predicted model, not a curated record.
AUGAACUCCGACGAAGAUGGUCUUGGUGGCAACGAAAAAGAAGUUGGCUCUAACGUAACUGAAGCUAGUGUUUCUAAGGAAGUAUUAGUGGCAGACGAAAACGUUCCCAAUGAUGAAGAAGGUCAAGAGUCAGACUCAUAUACGGACGAAUGCGUCAUUGUUCCGAUUGAUCCUAAAAAAAGUACGGAUGGCAAGCAUAAUCAUCACAAGUCCACCUCCGAUACUCCUGGACAAAAUACGCAUGUUUAUUGCGAAUAUUGCAACAAAUACAUAACUUCAAAGGGAUAUAAAAACCAUCUCUAUACCCAAACUCACCUGACGAACGUAUCUUUACGUGAAAAGGAGGAAUAA